This is a messenger RNA of Galeopterus variegatus (Sunda flying lemur), 6763 nucleotides long. RefSeq names its product mediator of DNA-damage checkpoint 1 (gene MDC1). Gene Ontology annotation, molecular function: protein binding. The record is from RefSeq and is a predicted model, not a curated record. Gene Ontology annotation, cellular component: nucleus. The transcript is spliced from 15 exons. NCBI's taxonomy places the organism in Eukaryota, Metazoa, Chordata, Mammalia, Dermoptera, Cynocephalidae. Bases 1 to 6060 code for a protein of 2019 amino acids. Gene Ontology annotation, biological process: positive regulation of transcription initiation by RNA polymerase II.
AUGAUGGAGGACACCCAGGCUGUUGACUGGGAUGUUGAGGAAGAGGAGGAGGCAGAGCAAUCCAGUGAAUCCUUGGGGUAUAGCUUGGAGCCUGUAGGGCGACUGCAUGUCUUCAGCAGUGCCCAUGGACCAGAAAAAGAUUUCCCACUAUACCUCGGGAAGAAUGUGGUAGGCCGAAUGCCUGACUGCUCUGUGGCCCUGCCCUUUCCAUCCGUCUCCAAACAACAUGCAGUGAUUGAAAUCUUCGCAUGGGACAAGGCACCUAUCCUGCGGGAUUGUGGGAGCCUCAAUGGUACUCAAAUCCUGAGGCCUCCUAAGGUCCUGAGCCCUGGGGCGAGUCAUCGCCUGAGGGACCAGGACUUGAUUCUCUUUGCUGACUUGCCCUGCCAGUACCAUCGCCUGGAUGUCCCCCUGCCCUUUAUCUCCCGGGGUCAUCUAAGUGUAGAGGAGACACCCAGGGUACAAGGAGGAACUCAACCCCAGAAGCUUCUGUUGGCUGAGGACUCAGAAGAGGAAGUAGAUUCUCUUUCUGAACGGAAUGUGGUGAAACAAUCAAAGAUCACAUCCUCCCCUUUGGCAACAAUAGUUCCAGAAAGUGAUGAAGAGGGACCUUCCCCUGCCCCAAGUGGCCCCAGGCGACCUUUUGCCUUCAACUUGGACAGUGACACAGAUGAGGAAGAAGGUCAGCAACCAUCUGCAGGGGACGCCCCCUCAGCUGCCAGAAGAGGUGCUGCUGCAGAGGCAGAGCAGCCUGAAGAUGAUGGAGUUGCAACUGAAAUCCAGCUCGAAAAGGAUCAGCCUUCAGUGAAGGAGAGGGACAGUUACUCAAAAGUUGAGAGGAAAGCAGGGAAUGGGGUGGUUCCAGUUGGGGUGAUUCUGGAGAGGAGCCAACCUCCUGAGAAGGACAGUGACACAGAUAUGGAUGAUGACAGCAAGCCUCCUGGAAGGCCAGCUGAGGUCCAUUUGGAAAGGGCCCAGCCUUCUGGCUUCAUCGACAGUGAUACUGAUGUGGAGGAAGAAGGGAUCCCUGCCACGCCAGCUGUAGUUCCUAUGAAGAAGAGGCAAAUCUUUCAUGGAGUUGGUACAAGGAAUACUGGGGCACCUAGCUUGGCACAUCUGCAGGAGAGCCAAGCUGGUAGUGAUACGGAUGUGGAGGAGGGUGAGGAACCACUGGCUGUCCCUCUAGAGCAAAGCCAAGCCUCUGUGGUGAUCGACAGUGAUACAGAUGAUGAGGAACAAGUCUCAGCAGCACUCACCUUGGCACGUCUGAAAGAGAGUCAAGCUGUUAUGUGGAACAGAGAUACAGAUGUGGAAGAGAAUAGGGCCCAGCCUGUGGUCCUUCUGGAACAAAGCCAAACAGCAACUGGGAGAAACAGUGACACAGAUGUGGAAGAGGAGGGGCUCUCAGUGGAAAAGAGAGAAACUGUUCCUAAGGGUCACACAGACAAAGCUGGAGCCCUUGUUAUAGAACAUUCAGAAAAGGGUCAGUCUCCUCGUGGGGACAGUGAUGUAGGUGUGCAAGCAGAUAGGAGCUCAUCUGGGAUCCACCUGGAGAGAAGGCAUGCCUCUGCCAUCGUGGACAUCAACACAGAAAUGGGGGAGAAAGUCCCACCAGAGCCAGCUGUUGUACAUCCAGAGAUGCAUCAGGUGCCUGUGGAGGUGACAGAUCAAACAGAUGUGGAAGCAGAGGGGGGCCAAGCAAAGCUGCCUGUGGUGCCUCUAGAAGAAGCCCAGCCACCUCCAGAUGGGGACUGUGAAACAGAUGUGGAGGAGGGCAUGUCCUCAGCAGCCUUAGCAGUGGCAGACGUAAGAAAGAGCCAGCUUCCAGCAGAAGGGGAUGCUGGGACAGAGUGGGCUGUGGCUGUUCUGGAGCGGGAGAGAGCUCUUGAGGUGGGGGCCCAGGGUGGGUCACCAGUGGCACAAGUGGAGCAGGACCUUCUCCCUGUCUCAAGGGAGAACCUCUCAGAUCUGGUGGUGGACACAGGCAUUCUAGGGGAAUCACAGAGAGAGGGAGCCCAGAUCCCCACAGGAAAAGGGACAGAACCAGAUGUGGGCGGGACCAAGGACUCCAAAGACAACCAUGGUGAUUCUGAAGAUCUGGAUCUUCAAGCUACCCAGUGCUUUGUGGAAAGAGAGAAUCAGAGCCUAGAAGGUGCCCUGGAUGAGCCAUGGGAGGUCUUGGCUACACAGCCAUUCUGUCUGAGAGAGUCUGAGGCCUCUGAAACCCAGCCCAUUGCCGCCUACCUUGAGGCCCAUGGAUUUUGCCUGUCGUCACCUAGGGUAACACCGCAAGACCAACAUCCAGAGAGCCCAGUCCACACAGAGCCAUUAGGGAUUCAAGGCAGAGGGAUGCCGACUGUGGAGAAAGACCUGGGUACAGCAAAAGAAACAGCAGAGAGGGUGACCCCUGAGAGGGAUACCAAGAAAUUGUCACCAGAAGGAGAGAGAGAAGAUGCAAUGGGUGAUGAAGAAUUAACCAGAGGCCAUUUGAAUUGCAAGAUGCCACCUGCUGAGCAGGCUUCCAGGGGUGAUCAGGAAUCCACAGAUGCUUGUCUGCCUCCUACAGUGCCUGAAGCCUCAGCCGCACCACCACACCCUCUUAUCUCUCAGAGCCAAACACAUUUUGCAUGUCAGCCUCUUCUUUCUCCCUCUGCACCUCCUUUUCAGCCACCCAUUCCUAAGACCAGGCAAAAUGGGAGUCAGGAAGCUCCAGAGACUCCCUUGACCUCAGAGCUGCAGCCUUUCCACCCCAAGCCUACAGUCAGUCCCCCUGAGUCCUCUAGGAUGACACCUUCUCUAGUUUCCAGUACUGCCCUUGAGCCCCACCCUACUUUACCCACAGCCCAGGCUCUGAGCCCUGAGCCCACAUCUCGGGCCACUCAGGGCAGGACAUGUAGGUCCUCUAGCAAGACUCCUGAACCAGUUGUCCCCACUGCCCCUGAGCUCCAGUCUUCCACCUCCAAAGACCAGCCUGUCAUCCCUUGGCCCACAACUCAGGCCUCUCGGGGCAGGACCCGUAAGUCUUCUAGCAAGGUCCCUGACCCAGUUGUCCCCACAGCCCCUGAGCUCCAGCCUUCCACUUUCAAAGACCAGCCUGUGACCUCCAAAUACACAUCUCGGGUCACUCGAAGCAGGACACAUGGAUCCUCUAACAAGACUCCUGAACCAGUUGUCCCCACUGCCCCUGAGCUCCAGUCUUCCACCUCCAAAGACCAGCCUGUCAUCCCUGGGCCCACAUCUCGGGCCACUCGGGGCAGGACCCGUAAGUCCUCUAGUAAUACCCCUGACCUAGUUGUCCCCACAGCCCCUGAGCUCCAGCCUUUAACCUCCAUCAACCAGCCUGUUACCACCAAGCCCACAUCUCGGGCCACUCGAGGCAGGACACAUAGGUCUUCUGGCAAGACUUGUAAACCAAUUGUCCCCACAGCCCCUGAGCUCCAGUCUUCCACCUCCAAAGACCAGCCUGUCAUCCCUGGGCCCACAUCUCGGGCCACUCGGGGCAGGACCCGUAAGUCCUCUAGUAAUACCCCUGACCUAGUUGUCCCCACAGCCCCUGAGCUCCAGCCUUUAACCUCCAUCAACCAGCCUGUUACCACCAAGCCCACAUCUCGGGCCACUCGAGGCAGGACACAUAGGUCUUCUGGCAAGACUUGUAAACCAAUUGUCCCCACAGCCCCUGAGCUCCAGUCUUCCACCUCCAAAGACCACCCUGUCAUUCCUGAGCUCACAUCUCAGGCUACUCCAGGCAGAACUCAUACAUCCUCUAGCAACACCCCUGACUCAGUUGUCCCCACAGCCCCUGAGCUCCAGCCUUCCACUUCCAAAGACCACCCUGUCAUCCCUGGGCCCACAUCUUGGGACAGUCAGGGCAGGACCCAUAGGUCCUCUAGCAAGACCCCUGAACCAGUUGUACCCACAGCCCUUGAGUUCCAGCCUUUAACCUCCACCAACCAGCCUGUCACCCCCAAGCCCACAUCUCAGGCCAUGAGAGGUAGGACACGUAGGUCUUCUAGCAAGACCUCUGAACCAGCUGUCCCCACAGUCCCUGAGCUCCAGUCUUUCACCUCCAAAGACCAGCCUGUCAUCCCUAGGCCCACCACUCGGGGCAGGACCCAUAGGUCCUCUAACAACACCCCUGACCCAGGUGUCCCCAUAGCUCCUGAGCUCCAGACUUUAUCCUCCAAAGACCAGCCUAUCACACCCAAGCCCACAUCUCGGGCCACACGAGGUAGGACAUGUAGGUCUUCUAGCAAGACCUCUGAACCAAUUGUCCCCACAGCCCCUGAGCUCCAGCCUUUAACCUCCAAAGACCAGCCUAUCACCCCCAAGCCCGUAUCUCGGGCCACGCAAGGCAGGACACGUAGGUCUUCUAGCAAGAUCUCUGAACCAAUUGUCCCCACAGCCCCUGAGCUCCAGCCUUUAACCUCCAAAGACCAGCCUAUCACCCCCAAGCCCGUAUCUCGGGCCACGCAAGGCAGGACACGUAGGUCUUCUAGCAAGAUCUCUGAACCAAUUGUCCCCACAGCCCCUGAGCUCCAGCCUUCUGCAUCUAAAGACCAGCCUGUGACCCCCAAGGCCACUUGGGGCAAGACUCAUAGGUACUCUAGCAAUACCCCUGACCCACUUGAACCCAUAGCUCCUGAGCUCCUGCCUUCCACUUCCACCAACCAUCUUGUCACCCCUAAUCCCAUCUCUCAGGCCACUAGGAGCAGGACACAUAGGUCCUCUGUUAAGACCUCUGAACCAGUUGAAAUGACAGGCCCUGAUCUUGAGCCUCCCACCACCACAGACCAUACUGUCACCUCUGAGGCUGUAGCUCGGGGUGGUCAGAGCAGGACACUAAGGUCUUCCACAACAUCUGCCAUGCCAGUUCCUACCACCCCUGGUUCCCAGUCUCCUGUGACCACAGCCCAGCCUGUUCUCCCAGAACCCAUUCCUCAAGCCAGGUGCAGCAGGAGACAGAGGACUGCUGGGAAGCCUGACUCUCUCACAGCUCCCAUUUUCCACAGACCUUGCUCUGCACCCUUUGAACCUCAAUCCCGAUCCUCAAGGAACCAAAGACCAAGAACAUUGAGAGCAGUUGAGUCCCUUAGGACAAUUUCUGAGCCUUCCUUUCCCCAGCUUCUUGAGGUGCCCGCUCAUGUUCCCCAGGUAGAAACGGUGGAAACAGCAGGUAAAUUUGGGUUCACUCCAGAGCCCCAGCCUGAGGCCUCUCAAAGCCACAAGAGGCCUUUAGCUACCAUGGAUUCACCCCCACAUCAAAAACGGCCCCGCAGAGGGGAAGUCCCCCAGAAGACAUUGUUACUCAAGGAAGAGGAAGAAGAUGCUGCAGAGAGGCCAAGGAAGGAAGAGGAUGUAGUGAUUCCAGGACCAGUCAAGAGAAAGAGAGACCAGGCAGAGGAGGAACACAAGGGAAUACCGAACCACAGCCUCCGACGGACCAAACCCAACCAAGAAUCUACAGCCCCCAAAGUGCUCUUCACAGGAGUGGUGGAUACUCGUGGAGAACGGGCAGUGCUGGCACUCGGGGGGAGUCUGGCUGGCUCUGUGGCAGAGGCUUCCCACCUGGUCACUGAUCGAAUCCGCCGAACAGUCAAGUUCCUGUGUGCCCUAGGGCGGGGGAUCCCCAUCCUCUCCCUGGACUGGCUGCAUCAGUCCCGCAAGGUUGGUUGCUUCUUGCCCCCGGAUGAGUAUGUGGUGACCGAUCCUGAGCAGGAGAAGAACUUUGGCUUCAGCCUCCGGGAUGCCCUGAGUCGGGCUCGGGAGCGAAGGCUGCUGGAGGGUUAUGAGAUUCAUGUAACCCCUGGGGUCCAGCCUCCACCACCUCAAAUGGGAGAGAUCAUCAGCUGCUGUGGAGGCACUGUCCUACCCAACAUGCCCCGGUCUUAUAAGCCUCAGAGAGUUGUGAUCACAUGCCCCCAGGACUUCCCUCGAUGCUCCAUUCCAUUUCGGGUUGGGCUGCCCCUCCUCUCACCUGAGUUCCUGCUGACAGGAGUUCUGAAGCAGGAAGCCGAGCCAGAGGCCUUUGUCCUCUCCACUUUGGAAAUGUCAUCCACAUGAAAUUCCCAGUAUCCUUUUCCCUCCCCGACCAGUAAAUAAAGUAUUAGAAAAUAUUUGGAAGAAAGAACUCAGAGCUUUAAAAGGAUUGGGGUAUACUGUCCUGCAACAUGGGUGGGACUAGAAAGGUUUAUGAGAAAACACAAAGAUAGGGAGAUUGGGAGCCAUAGAUUUUCUAAAAUGGCCGUUUUAUCUUUGUGUGUGUGUGUUUGUGUGUGUGUGUGUGUGGCUGGCUGGUACGGAGAUCCAAACCCAUGAUUUUGGGGUUAUAAAGGCUGUGCUCUAACCAACUGAGCUGACCGGCCAGCCUAAAAUGGCCAUUUUAAAACUGGCCAGACCCACGCUCGUAUAUCUUAAGUGGGUGGGUGCCCAUCUUUAGCCGGACUGACGCUGUUGUCACUCCAUGGCACGCACAGUGUCCUGCCUCCUAUUCAGACACCAUCUCUCUUCCUCUUUUCUUGCUGGGAUUCUUACUUAUCCUUGAAAGACGGUGGAAACAGCUUUGGCCUCAGGAACUUGAGGGGAUGCUUGGAGUGAGGGUAGAGUUAUGGAAUGUAACUCAAAUAUUUUCCUCUCCCCUGGCCUCUAGAAGCAUCUUUUAGCUUUGAGCAAGUCUCUGCACUUUUCUGGCCCGCUUUUCCAGCGUUUAUAAAAUUAGAGCUAAGGCUUGACUUCUGUGAAAAAUAAAUAUUCACUCUGUGCCUUA